AUGGCGCUCCAACACGGCAACCCCGCCGACCUCCUCCCUGUCCACUGGAAAUCACAGAUCACCUCGUGGUUCGCAGAAGAUACGCCCUCGUUUGAUUAUGGCGGUUUUGUUGUCGGCGAUAGUGAGCGAACAGCUACUUUGUAUGGAAAAUCAAAAGGCGUCUUGGCAGGCGUGCCAUUCUUCGAUGAAAUCUUCGCCCAAGCUGGGUGUACUGUGAAAUGGCACCUGAAAGAAGGAUCGAUCGUCGAUCCUGGGGCCGAAGGAAAGGCUGCAGUUGCCACUGUUACAGGGCCAGUGCGGAAGCUUUUGCUUGGAGAGCGAGUGGCACUGAAUACGCUAAGCAGAUGCUCCGGAGUGGCGACGAAAUCGAGGACGAUGGACGAGCUGGUUAGGAAGGCGGGAUAUAAGGGCAUACUUGCAGGUACGCGGAAGACCACACCGGGAUUUAGGUUGGUGGAGAAAUACGGGAUGAUUGUUGGCGGUGUAGAUGGCCAUCGCCAUGAUCUAUCUAGUAUGAUUAUGCUGAAGGACAACCACAUAUGGGCCAGAGGCAGCAUUACAGAAGCUGUAAAUGCUGCGAAGUCUGUAGGUGGCUUUGCACUAAAGAUUGAGGUUGAGGUUGAUAGUGAGGAGGCAGCUGAUGAGGCGAUUGCUGCUGGAGCUGAUAUUAUUAUGCUGGACAAUUUCAAUGGAGAGGGUUUGAAGGUUGCUGCAAGAAGUUUAAAGCAACGGUGGGCUGGGAAGCGAGUGUUUCUGCUUGAGUGUAGCGGUGGAUUGACAUUGGAAAAUGUCGCCAGUUAUAUCAAUAAUGAUAUCGAUAUCAUUUCCACCAGUUCAAUACAUCAAGGGGUACCGCAUGUCGACUUCUCGCUCAAAAUAGACCAUUAG
Venustampulla echinocandica is the source of this 888-nucleotide messenger RNA. RefSeq names its product Nicotinate-nucleotide pyrophosphorylase [carboxylating]. The transcript has 2 exons. NCBI's taxonomy places the organism in Eukaryota, Fungi, Ascomycota, Leotiomycetes, Helotiales, Pleuroascaceae. Gene Ontology annotation, biological process: NAD+ biosynthetic process; quinolinate catabolic process. Gene Ontology annotation, molecular function: nicotinate-nucleotide diphosphorylase (carboxylating) activity. The coding region runs from base 1 to 888 and encodes 295 amino acids. Gene Ontology annotation, cellular component: cytoplasm. The record is from RefSeq and is a predicted model, not a curated record.